UGCAGAAAACAAAAAAUAUUAAAAAAUAAUAAUUAAAUAAAAAGCAAAGCGAUGCAAAAAAAUAAAAUAAAAAAACGGAGUCUUCGUUCUUCAAAAACGACGAAAAUAAAAAAAUCAGAAACACAGCAAAGCAGCGCGAAGAGCCAAUCAGCAUUGCAAGGAAGGAACAAGAAGAAGAAGGAGAAGAAGAAAAUGGAGGGCGAUGCCUCCACCGAGAAGGAGAGCAGCAUAAGCAUCAACGUGAAGUUCGGCGGGACGACGAUACCGAUCACGAAUCUGUCUCCGGAAUCCACCAUUAAAGACCUCAAGACCCUUCUCCAACCACUCACUAACGUCCUUCCGCGUGGCCAAAAGCUCAUCUUCAAAGGGAAGCUUUUGGUGGAUGGAAUGACGCUAAGGGCGUCUGAGCUCACGAACGGGUCCAAGAUCAUGCUCAUGGCUUCUCAGGGUUUGCACCAAGGGGACGGUCCCAUCCUUAAACAAGCUCAAACCCGCCCAAUUGUUAGGGAAAACAAUGUUGGUAAAUUUGCAAAGGAAAAGAUGCAAGUUUCUGUUGAUAAGAACCGGCUGGAACGUUGGAAGGCUACUGGAGUUAUAGCACUUUCCGAAUGCAACUUGAAGGUCAUACCGGAUGAAGUCUGGGCUUGUGGAACUUCUGCAAGAGUUAUCGACUUCAGCAAUAAUGCUAUUCGAGAAGUACCUUCACAAAUUGGCUCUUUAAAUUCAAUGCAGAAGUUAAACCUGAAUGCAAAUGAUAUAAUGGACGAAACAAUAAGCUGGAAAGGAGUAACUUCGUUGGUGUAUCUAACGGUUCUAUCUCUGAACCAAAACCAAUUAACUACUUUGCCUUCUACACUGGGUGAGUUGACUUCGCUAAGGCAACUUCAUGUUGCAAACAACAAGUUGACUGGCCUACCAGUUGAAAUAAAAUUUCUGACUCAGCUUGAGGUGUUGAAAGCGAACAACAAUAGGAUAAGCACCAUUCCAGCAUGCAUUGGGGACUGUAAUGCUCUUACUGAGGUUGAUCUUUCUUCAAACCUUCUGUCCGCAUUGCCAGAUACAUUUGGUAAUCUGCGUAAUUUGAAGUCAUUACAUCUUGGUAACAAUGGGCUCAAAACCCUUCCUUCCACAAUAUUCUCGAUGUGCCUACAGCUAACAACACUGGAUCUGCACAACACAGAAAUCACAGUAGAUCUUCUUCGCCAGUUUGAAGGAUGGGAGAAUUUUGAGGAGCGCCGACGCCUGAAGAAUCAGAAGCAACUGGAUUUCCGAGUUGUGGGCUCUGCUGCAUUUGAUGAAGGUGCUGACAAAAACUGAUGUCCAUAAUUUUUUAGAUUGCAGAUGGAAGUUCCAAAAAUUCUUGGCCGAGCUGACCUUUGUACUUAGAACUAAAAAAUUAAGUUCAAAUACAUGCUUUAGGAUUGCUAUAGGAUGUAUAUCAUUUCAUUCAUGACAUCAAAAAGCAGUUAUGAAUACAAGAACGAUUCUAGAAACAGGUUUCCUGUCCAUUGGAGGUUCAGCUACCUCCAGUUAGUUUACAGUUUUAUCGAAAUGGUUUAUUGAGCAGUGACAUAAUUGGUUUCCA
Ziziphus jujuba (common jujube) is the source of this 1585-nucleotide messenger RNA. Its product is annotated as LRR repeats and ubiquitin-like domain-containing protein At2g30105. The transcript has 10 exons. The record is from RefSeq and is a predicted model, not a curated record. The coding region runs from base 52 to 1317 and encodes 421 amino acids. Lineage: Eukaryota; Viridiplantae; Streptophyta; Magnoliopsida; Rosales; Rhamnaceae. Gene Ontology annotation, molecular function: protein binding.